CCUCUUUUUCUUACCUGGUAAAACCUCGCCAUGAAAACGAGAUUAUAGAAUUGUUAGCCGGUGUUUUUGUUUUAUUUAUUGGCUAUUUUACACGUAAGAGUUAAAACGGAAUAAACAUACGUGAAAAAUUUAGCGCUAACAAGUUAUGUCAAUAAAUAACGAAUUUUUGUGAAGAAAAAAAACAGCAUAUAGUCAUCUUUAAAAAAAAAACAAGACAAAAAAUUGAUUUAAGCGAUCAGAGUAAGGAUUUGAAAUUUCCAUUAGAAUUUACAUUGAAUCGAAAACAGUAACAGUAUAAUCAAAAAAGGUAUAUGUUUCACGAAAGCAAACUAAAUCCAAAAUGGUAGCCAGCCCCAACGUGACAGACUUUAAAGACGGAUCAUAUGCAUAUCCUACAGAGCAUAUAACUAACUUUGACACUAAAGAUAUAUUACUGGUAUUUUCGUUCUGUUUUAUAUUCACAGUUGGUGUAGCGGGAAACUCUCUAGUUAUUUAUUUAUUGAAGUUUAAAAAUUCAAGAGCGUUAACAACGACGGAAACUCUGAUUUACUACCUUGCCGUCGCCGAUCUAAUGUCUAGCAUAUUCAACCCGAUCAUGUUCAUAUACUGGACACUUACUUUUCAUAAAGCGUGGCAUUUCGCGGAAAUCGGUUGCAAAAUAUUACCAAGUGCCACAAGAGUUACUGUCAGUUUUUCUAUUGGCAUCAUUCUAAUCAUUACACUUGACCGGUGCCGUUUAAUUUGUCAACCUUUUGAGAAACAGCUGAAAAGCUUUCAACUACACGUAGCCGUAAUCCUUGCGUUAAUUUUGUCCAUCGUAUUUGAAUUACCUUAUCCGAUUUAUCAGGAAAUUGAUCCAAAAAGUACGUGCCAAGUUCCCGAUUCGGCAAUACCGGGAUUUGCCUAUCCAAUAGUGACGAUAUACAUUUUAAGAGAUACUUUUUUCAUCGGAAUCUUUUCGGUUACCGUGUUUUUUAUACGAAGAGGUUUAUACGACAGCGAAAAAAUACACACUUUGCAACAACAGUCAGAACUUUAUAAGCUCAAAAGAGUUGUCAUUAUGUUAAUUACCAUGGCAACUAUUUUCACGCUUUUAGUCUUCCCGCGUGAUAUUUUACACGUGACAUUUAUCAUAUCUUGGCUCUCUCCUCCUGGACUGCCUUACACGAAAGCUUUUCUAGACACAAACAGUUUCUUGAAGUUCCUUCAUAUGUGCAACUGUAUAUGCAAUCCGUUUAUCUAUGCAAGAUUACAUGGAAAAUUUCGAAGAAGGCUAGUUCGUAUGGUUAGGAGAUUGCUUCAAAGAGAAGAUUACGACACUAUAGCAGAAGAGAGAACUUUUAUAUCCUUUGAUUUUGUCCAAUCAAUGUACCCUAAAUCACGUGACACAAAGAUGUCUCCUAGUGGACCAAUUCAAUUUCGGUUAACCAGAAUGAGUGCUAAUUUAGCGAAAAAGAAAUGUUGCCACAGAAAAGGCGGCAAAAUAAUGAGAACAGUUAGUUACUACGCAAACUGUAAUGAGAAAGUUACGUCGAUAUAAACAAGCUAGUUUUUGGUGCUUAGUUCCAUUAGCGCUUAUCUGACGGCUUUUGGAGAGUUGCCUGUUUUAAUCAUUGAGCAAAACAGAUUUAUUGUUGUCUUAGGCAAAAUCUAGAUAAGCCAUCAUCAAUCAUUUUAGCUCAAAGGAACGAGAAUGCUCACAUCGAGAUGACUUUAAGAUGUCAAGUUAUGGGUAAAAAAAUCAAUAAAGUAAUGUAUCAUUUGAAAGUACUUGUAAAUAUAUUAUAUCUUUAUGCACACUGGAAAGGGCUAGAGAAAAUGAGAAUAGUUGUUAUUUUAAAAAAAUAAAUACUUAAAGUACAGUA
Molecule: messenger RNA, 1865 nt
Organism: Hydractinia symbiolongicarpus
Lineage: Eukaryota; Metazoa; Cnidaria; Hydrozoa; Anthoathecata; Hydractiniidae
Product: C5a anaphylatoxin chemotactic receptor 1-like
Exons: 2
Coding region: 341-1540 (399 amino acids)
Biological process (GO): G protein-coupled receptor signaling pathway
Cellular component (GO): membrane
Molecular function (GO): G protein-coupled receptor activity
Source: RefSeq, a predicted model, not a curated record